Messenger RNA from Phalaenopsis equestris, 1544 nucleotides. Its product is annotated as GDSL esterase/lipase At1g71250-like. NCBI's taxonomy places the organism in Eukaryota, Viridiplantae, Streptophyta, Magnoliopsida, Asparagales, Orchidaceae. The record is from RefSeq and is a predicted model, not a curated record. Gene Ontology annotation, molecular function: hydrolase activity, acting on ester bonds.
ACUCAACCUACUAAAGAUCACUUUCCACCAUGAAAACACAAAAAUUAAUACAAUCAUACAAACAGUAACCCACAACCAGAGCAUAUUUCUACAUGUUUAAAGCUCUCCCUUUUAAGUAAUCAAGCUUCUCUCUUCCUCAACUAUAAAUAACUUAUAACACACCAUCUUUUCUCCCACUGCAACUUCAAUGGCACCCAAAACCACCAUCUUCAAGCUCACCUUCUUCUUCAUCUUCUCCCUCACCAACUCUGUCAGAACAGAGUGCAAAACUGAAGAAGUUAAGGGAAUGUUUGUGUUUGGUAGCUCCUUAGUGGAUAAUGGCAACAACAACUACUUGAAGAACUCAAACGCAAAGGCAAAUUUCUCUCCUUAUGGCAUAGAUUUCCCACUUGGACCUUCGGGGAGAUUCUCCAAUGGAAGAAAUGCCAUUGAUGUGCUUGGUGAGCUUCUCAGCCUUCCAUGCUUUAUUCCACCUUUUGCUGACCCGAGAACCAGUGGGAGAAGGAUUCUUAAUGGAGUCAACUAUGCCUCUGGGGGGUCUGGAAUUCUUGAUGAAACUGGAAAAUUAGCUGGGGAGGUGGUGAGUUUAAACCAACAAAUAAGCAACUUCGAGAUGAUAACGCUACCAGAUCUUGAGGCUCAGCUCAGAAGAGCAAGUUCCAAAACCCAAUUUUCUAAUGACUACCUAUCAGACUACCUGUUUGUUGUUGGAACAGGGCUGAACUAUUUUGCACCUGUUAUGAACCAAAAACCCUCACUCCCACAAUUCACACAGCUUCUCGAGUCCAGUCUGACAGGACAACUGGAGAAACUCUACAGUCUUGGAGCUAGAAAAUUUGUUCUCUUCUCCAUCCAACCAAUUGGUUGCAUUCCAGUUGUGAGAGAAAACAUAAUGAUAAGUAAUGGAAGUUGCGUGGAGCUGUUAAAUGAGGCAGCUUUUCUCUUCAACAAUCUUCUUAAAUCACAAGCCCUGAAUUUGAAGCAGAAAAUGCCUGGCUCCAAUCUUGUCUUCAUCAAUUCCUAUAAUAUUAUAAGAUCCAUCAUAGACCAUCCUAAUGCUCAUGGGUUUUCUGAUGCAAAUGGAGCUUGUUGUGAGCUCUCAGCACUAGAAGGAGAGGGUAUACUGUGCAAGAGAGAAGGGAUAACAUGCAGCAAUCGAACAAGCCAUGUGUACUUUGAUGGCCUUCACCCAACUGAUGCUGUGAAUUUGAGGAUAGCACAGAAGGCUUAUUGUUCUGAUGUAAUGGAAGAAGCCUAUCCGACUAAUGUGAGAAAUUUGGUUCAUAUGUAGGUUAUAAUAUUAUGUUAGCUAAGUAUGUGUGCUUCCUAGGUUUGAAGCAUAUUUAACUAGGAAGGGUGAGUGAAAACAAUGUGUGAUAUUAUGCUUGGCGUGUUGAGCUAAUUAAAUGAGUUUGGUGUUGUUAUGUUCAUGGCAUCAAGCUAAUGUUGUACAAUAUGUAUGAUCAUCAUGUUAUGUAAUUAUAAUGUUGUUAUAGUGACGAAAUUAAGGCGAGUGUUGAGAGUUAACCAUAUUUUGAUCGAUG